Messenger RNA from Penicillium brevicompactum, 2127 nucleotides. RefSeq names its product putative chitin synthase activator (Chs3) (gene chs3). The record is from RefSeq and is a predicted model, not a curated record. The transcript is spliced from 2 exons. Bases 1 to 2127 code for a protein of 708 amino acids. NCBI's taxonomy places the organism in Eukaryota, Fungi, Ascomycota, Eurotiomycetes, Eurotiales, Aspergillaceae. Gene Ontology annotation, molecular function: protein binding.
AUGACAAGCCCUGCCCCAGUCUACCGCCAGACCCUGCCAACACCGCCGGCGGCUUACCUCCGAUCAACUCCCCCAGUACCCUCGGACGGGUCAACACCGCGCACCAUCACAGAUCGCCCCCAGAGCUUGAAUCUCGCCCGAAAACCAGUUCCAAUUCAUACAUCAUACUCCGAAACCUCGCCGAUUAUUCAAAACUCGCCGCGCUCCCCAGUCAAGAUCGACUAUGGCGCAGACAUUCAACCCUCCUCGGUUCGCGUCGAGGAUUCUUACAAUGGACCCGUCACACCACAAUUGGAAGUCUCGGAGUUCGUCAACAUGUCCCUAGAUGAACCCGUGCAGCUGCCCCAGCAGAGCUGGAAUCCCUCACAUCCCCCGCGCCGCGACUCAUCACAUGCCCCACAAUCGCACCCGUAUGGGCACACUCCCGCCAGCAGUGGUUCGUGGUCAGUUUUGGAACCCCAGCAGACGAAUAACGCCCACGGAAAUCCAAACAAGAGUGGCUCCUCCCUGGAGCGCGAGGGUCAGAGCUACAACAGCUCUUCCAGGGGCAGUUUGGAUAGCGUGGUGCCAACAGCGGACAAUUAUGAGCCACUCGCCUACCACCACCAGCAGAACUCGAGUUCGAAAUCGUCGGCGAAGCCGGUGAUAAACGCCCCGGAAACGCCUCCUGGUUCAACGGACAAGCUGGCGGCCCGGCGAUCACGGCUUUCGCGACCUUUGUCCGUACACUCUGCCAACUCUGACAAUGGAGGCCAUCGACGAAACCUCUCUGCGUCACCGUAUUUGCACGCCCGGUCCCCGUCCGGGCACUCCAAUGCUUCCCCCGACAAUCGUUCCUCGUCUUUCCUCGACUUGCUUAACACAUCAUACCCCCAACCCGGUCCGACAGCAGCAACAUUUGACAACUCGCGUCUGCAAGCCUCCGUCGGCAACAAUGCGUCUCUCCUCAGUCAUAAAGAAACAUUCGAAAUGUACCUAGCAAAUGUCAAGAAAACAGACGAAGCAACAGUACUCUACGAAUUCGCCGUAUUCAUGAUAAAUUCGAUGCGGGAGAUGCCAUCGGUGGACCUCGAAGACGCAAGCCCGAUCACCAGAGCUCGGCUCCUUCGUGAAUCGAAAUCUAUCCUCCAACGCCUCGCAGACCGCAGCUACCCAUUCGCUCAGUACUACCUUGCCGACGGAUAUGCGUCCGGACUAUUCAGCAAAGGUCACGAAGACCACGACCGUGCAUUCCCGCUGUUCCUUGCCGCUAGUAAACACGGCCACGUCGAAGCUUGCUACCGGACAGCUUUGUGUUACGAGUUUGGCUGGGGCUCUCGCGUUGAUGGAAGCCGCGCGGUUCAAUUCUACCGCCAGGCGGCUUCAAAGAACCACCCAGGUGCCAUGAUGCGUAUGGCCAAGGCCUGUAUUGCUGGCGAUAUGGGACUCGGUAAGCGUUACCGCGAGGGUGUUAAGUGGAUGAAGCGUGCGACAGAAACUGCAGAUGCACAGUACAACUCUGGACCAUAUGAGCUUGGUGUUAUGCACGAGAGGGGUUUUGGAGAGGACGUCUUUCCGGAUGAAACUUACGCUGCACAACUAUUCACUAAAUCCGCAGAGCUGGGUCAUGUUGAGGCCUCCUACAGACUUGGCGAUGCUUACGAGCACGGACGAUUGAAUUGUCCGCGUGAUCCAGCCCUGAGUAUCCAUUUCUACACUACCGCCGCACAAAACGGCCAUCCGCUCGCUAUGAUGGCCCUUUGCGCCUGGUACCUAGUGGGAGCGGAGCCGGUUUUGGAAAAGGACGAGAACGAGGCCUAUGAGUGGGCGCUCCAGGCUGCCAAUCUUGGUCUCGCAAAGGCACAAUACGCAGUUGGCUACUUUACUGAAAUGGGCAUUGGGUGCCGCCGAGAUCCUUUGGAGUCAAAUGUUUGGUAUGUCAAGGCAGCAGACCAAGGCGAUGAGCGCGCCAAGCAUCGAAUCGCUACCAUCCGCGCAGCAGCUGAUGGGAAGCAUGUGAUGGCUACUCGCACUGGAGUUGCGAAAACCGGUGGUCGGCUGAGAAAAACCGAGCGUAAGGACCAACCGUCUAAUCCAGGUCAAGACGAAAAUGAGAAACCCAAACAGAAGCGAUUCGUCAUUUUCUGA